AGAUAAUAAAUAAAAUAUGACGGAAAAAUUACGAAGAUAUGAAAAAAUUGAUUUUUUAGGAGAAGGACAGUUUGCAACUGUUUAUAAGGCUAAAGAUAUCGAAACGUCUAAGAUUGUUGCUGUGAAAAAGAUUAAAGUUGGAAGUCGUGCAGAAGCUAGAGAUGGUAUAAAUAGGACUGCAUUACGAGAAAUUAAAUUAUUACAAGAAUUAAAACAUGAUAAUGUGAUAGGUUUAUUAGAUGUUUUUGGUCACAAGUCAAAUGUUUCUUUAGUAUUUGACUUUAUGGAUACAGAUUUGGAAAUAAUAAUAAAAGAUAGCAACAUAGUAUUAACAGCUGCAAAUAUUAAAGCAUAUAUGAUUCAAACUUUACAAGGUUUAGAUUAUUUACAUUAUAAUUGGAUACUUCACAGAGAUUUAAAACCAAACAAUUUACUUGUUAAUGCUGAGGGUGUUUUAAAAAUUGGUGAUUUCGGUUUGGCUAAAUUUUUUGGUUCACCUAAUCGAAUAAAUACCCAUCAAGUAGUAACAAGAUGGUAUAGAGCACCUGAAUUAUUAUAUGGUGCAAGAUUAUAUGGAACUGGAAUUGAUAUGUGGGCAGUUGGUUGUAUAUUAGCAGAACUUUUAUUACGUGUACCAUUUUUACCUGGAGAGUCAGAUUUGGAUCAGCUUACUAGAAUAUUUCAAACAUUAGGAACUCCCACUGAAGAAACAUGGCCAGGAAUGACUGAAUUACCAGAUUUUAUUCAAUUUAAACCUUUUCCUGGUACACCAUUAAAACAUAUAUUUACUGCAGCUGGUGAUGAUCUCUUAGAUUUAAUUGCUAGUUUAUUAAAUGUAAAUCCUUUGGAAAGAUGUACAUGUGAUCAAGCUCUCCAAAUGCCAUACUUUAGCAAUAAACCAGCACCAACUCCUGGACCUAGAUUACCUCUUCCUACAUCUGUAAAACGUCAACCUGAAGAAAAACCUAGUCUAAAAAGAAAACUAUUGGAAUCAAUGGAUGGUGCUUCGCUUGCAAAAAGAUUACAAUUUUAACUAUAAAUUUAACUAGAAUUAAUAGUAUAAAUUUUUAUAAAAGAUAAUUUGUUGUUAUUGUUUUCCUUAUUAAUUUUAGAAUGAAUUAUCAAUAUUAUAUGAUAAUUUAACAUUAAAUGAAACAAAGAAAUAUAGAUUAAUUUAAUUUGUGUAAAUGUAUAUAUAAGUAAAUUUAAAUCGUAAGAUAUAUUAGGUAGAUAUUUACAGUGUAUUAUUGUUAUAAUAUACGAUAUAUAAUUAAUAACAAAGUUUUGUUACAAUCAAAAUCAUAUAUAUAAUUAAAAUCAAAUAAACAUUAAUUUUAUAUAUUAAAAAUAUUAUAUGUACCGAAAUAUAUUGCUUGUAUGUAUAAAAAAUUAAAAUAAAAUGGAAAUGUUAUAGGUUAAAAUAAUAAUACAUAUAUUU
This is a messenger RNA of Apis dorsata (giant honeybee), 1438 nucleotides long. It is a transcript of the gene Cdk7, whose product is annotated as cyclin-dependent kinase 7. The record is from RefSeq and is a predicted model, not a curated record. NCBI's taxonomy places the organism in Eukaryota, Metazoa, Arthropoda, Insecta, Hymenoptera, Apidae. Bases 17 to 1033 code for a protein of 338 amino acids. Gene Ontology annotation, cellular component: transcription factor TFIIK complex; transcription factor TFIIH holo complex; cytoplasm. Gene Ontology annotation, molecular function: RNA polymerase II CTD heptapeptide repeat kinase activity; cyclin-dependent protein serine/threonine kinase activity; ATP binding. Gene Ontology annotation, biological process: positive regulation of transcription by RNA polymerase II; protein phosphorylation. The transcript is spliced from 5 exons.